Molecule: messenger RNA, 1359 nt
Organism: Rosa chinensis
Lineage: Eukaryota; Viridiplantae; Streptophyta; Magnoliopsida; Rosales; Rosaceae
Product: F-box/kelch-repeat protein At3g06240
Exons: 1
Coding region: 142-1083 (313 amino acids)
Molecular function (GO): protein binding
Source: RefSeq, a predicted model, not a curated record
AUCACAUUUCAACCAACCAACCAUCAAAACACAAAUACUAUUGUUGGUGAAUCUUUUGGAAACUGACCUUGGUAUUCUUUCUAUCUGUUGUUUCUGUAAUAGAUGUAUAUGUCGGAAUAGAAAACAACAGAGUUUUGAAGAAUGUCUGAAGAGAUUAUGGUGUCAAUCCUAUCAAUAUUGCCUCCCAAAUCUGUGAUGCGAUUCAAAUGCGUGCGUAAGUCAUGGUAUUCCUUGAUCAACAAUUCUAGCUUCAUAGCAAAGCACCUUUCUAAUACCAUGUGCAAUAAACACUCCACAUCCAUCCUUUGCAAGAGUUGCGUCCUCAGGGAUAUCAACACCGACGAGAAGGAAGUUGUCUGCUCAUUGAUUUCUCUUUCCAGUAAUAGCAAUAACGAUGAGCAUCACAUUCAUUCUGCAGUCGAGGACAUUCACAUUCCGCUUUCUUUUGGUGUAACCACAAGGGGCCAGUUCAAGGGGGAUGAAGUUCUAUUAGCUGUAUCUAUUAUAGGGCAUUGUGAUGGAAUUAUUUGUCUAGUAGCUUCUUUGAACAUUGUUUUAUGGAAUCCAGCAAUCAAGGAAUUCAAGAUUCUUCCCAACCAGUGCCUUCCAAAUGGGACUCUAAAUUCGAUGGCAUUUGGCUAUGAUCCCAAAUCUAAAGAUUACAAAUUUUUAAACAUUGUGGAUCCUAGUGAAGAAACACUAGGUGAGCAUCGUAUCGUUUAUGAUUUUCCCAGAAUAGAAGUAUACACCUUGAGUACCGACUCUUGGAGAGAAAUGAAGACCUAUAGUUUAGAAACAGAAACUACUAUGUUCCUAUGUUUUACCAAAUUGUACUUCAAUGGAUUUUGUUAUUGGAUCGGAUGUGAGAAACAAAAGGAUUUCAUGGAUUAUUUUGAUAGAGAUGACGAGGAAUGGGUUAGGCAGGUGAUCCAUUCAUUUGAUAUGAGUACUGAAGUCUUUGAUCAUAUAUUGCUUCCGAAUAGUUUAUACUUAUACGAGCCACUGGCGCUGUAUUUUAACAUGCACGUCAUUUUGUGGAAUGAGUCUAUUGCUCUUUUUGGCUUGUAUCAUUGGCGGUCCUGAUGCAUAUGGAGUAUGGGUAUUGAAUAACUUCGGUAGUCAGGAGGGAUCUUGGACAAAACUCUUAACCCUAGAGCUCAUACUGGGCAUUGAGAAGGAAUUGGUGUUUUGGAAGAACGACGAAAUUCUAAUGGUUGGAAAAGAUGGACGUAUAGCCACUUACAACUUCAAAGCUCAUAAGAUUAAGUACCUCCCUAUUGACACUAUGUUUCCUGAAAAUUCUGAAGCUGUUAUUUGUGUCAACAGUAUAGUUUCAGUCACACCUGAGAAGCAACGAGC